Papaver somniferum (opium poppy) is the source of this 1036-nucleotide messenger RNA. RefSeq names its product histone deacetylase 6-like. Gene Ontology annotation, molecular function: zinc ion binding. NCBI's taxonomy places the organism in Eukaryota, Viridiplantae, Streptophyta, Magnoliopsida, Ranunculales, Papaveraceae. The transcript has 4 exons. Bases 312 to 800 code for a protein of 162 amino acids. The record is from RefSeq and is a predicted model, not a curated record.
UCACAACUGAACCCUUUGGUUCUAAAUGCUGUUCUGGGUACCUUUGGUUUGUAGCUUUAGUUUUGUGUUUUCAUUUUCUUUACAAAAAUUGCCCUAGCUUUAGGGCUUUAUAGCUUUAGUUUUGAGAUACAUACUCGUGGGUUUAAGCCUUGCAUACCUAGUGCCGUGCACUCUUGCUUCUUUCGUCGGCCACAGUGCUGCAGCAGUAAUCUAGUAUUGUUGCAUCUGAAGUCUGAAUAUCCGCUUCAUCUGUGGGCUUAUCUUAUAGUCAGAUUAAGCGGGAGGAAACCAAUAAAUUGAUUAAAAAUCAUAUGGCAAUGGCGAACUGCGAUGGUUCAUCAUCCUUCACUAUAAUACCAGAAGAUGAAGUAGCUGAAGAAGAACUUCUUUCAGAGUAUUAUGGGUCUGGUUCAGGUUGGGUUGAAGCUCUAACUUCUUGCGAUCACUUGAAUUCAUUAUCAUCCCAACUUUCUCAGAUUCCAACUCCAGAUACUCCUUGCAACAAGUGUCAUAACCUAGUUGAAAAUUGGUUAUGUUUGUGCUGUAAGGAAGUGCUUUGCAGUCGCUUCGUCAACAAGCAUAUGCUUGAGCAUUAUCAAGAACAAAACCAUUGUUUAGCGCUGAGCUUCAGUGACUUGUCAGUUUGGUGUUUCUCUUGCAAUGCAUACUUGGAUGCUCAAGUGAUUGUGGAAUUGCGGCCAGUUUAUGAAACUGCUUACCGCAUGAAAUUUGGAGAGAUGCCACCGGUAAGAAGCUCAUCAGGGUCUGGAAACGAUGUUGAGGGUUCUUCAGCUAGUUAGCUCUAAUAUAUAGCGUGCGAUCUUAGAUGAGGCAGCAAUGAAGUUCCUUGGGGUUUAUCUUUUUUUGUUCUGUGGUAGUCAGACUCGUAUUGUGAACACGUUGCUCUUUUUACCAGUAUGUUUAGUAUAUUACUCAAAGCUCAAACCAGUUCAAACCCAUUACAGGGUGAAAGUUUUGCUCAUCUUCCUUUUACUGUUUUGGGAUUGGUAUUGUUUCUGACUAGCCAUUCAUUCAA